Molecule: messenger RNA, 5184 nt
Organism: Pimephales promelas (fathead minnow)
Lineage: Eukaryota; Metazoa; Chordata; Actinopteri; Cypriniformes; Leuciscidae
Source: RefSeq, a predicted model, not a curated record
ACAGUUGCCCCAUCGGAGCACCAUUGGAAGUGCCAUGUAAGCCUGGCACAUAUAGCAGUGCUCCUGGCGCCGCCCAGUGUCUCUCAUGCCCUGCUGGCACAAUGUGUCCUUCCCCUGGCACACAGGAGCCUUUUCCAUGUCCCAUGGGUCAUUUUUGCCCUGUUGGCACUGCUGCAGCUGUACCCUGCCCUGUGGGCACACUGGGACAGGUUACAAGGGCUCAGUCAGAAAGUGCCUGUGUGCCCUGCCCUACUGGCCUCUACUGCAGUUCACCUGGAACAUCACAACCACAGGGCCAGUGCCAGCAGGGUUAUUUCUGCCAAGGAGGGUCUCCAAAUCCUGCACCGCUGAAUACAACUGGCUACCUCCGGAAUGGCCCUUGCCCUCGUGGUCAUUUUUGCCCUUCUGGGACCCAAAUGCCUCUGCCCUGCCCAGCAGGCAGCAUUCGUAACCUCACCGGGGGUUACUCCAUAGAAAGCUGUCUUCCUUGCCCAGCAGGGUAUUAUUGUGCCAGCGAGGGCCUGAAUGCUCCAACAGGCCCCUGUGCUGCUGGCUUUUACUGCCCCAUAGACUUCUCCUCCACCACCCCACACGCCUUCCUAUGCCCUAAGGGUCAUUAUUGUACUUUGGGUUCACCCCUGGCCUUGCCAUGCCCCACAGGACAGUACCAACCGAAUCCAGGCUCGGAUAACUGCAUCCCCUGCCGUCCGGGCUAUUACUGUGAGGAGGCAAUUAUUGGAGACCCCCGGCCAUGUCCGCCACAUUCCUACUGCCCUGCGGCCACAAUGGUUCCUCAGCCUUGUCCAAAUGGCACAUACACCCCACCUGAGGUCAGGGGUCUGCAGGAGGAGAGAGAGUGUUUGCCGUGUCCACCAGGAAAGUUCUGCAAGGCUGGAAAGGUCAAAGGUCUGUGUGCUGCUGGAUUUAUAUGCAUCUCUGGCAGUUCAGAGUUCACCCCUCAGGCGGAUUUUCUUCUCAACAGAGACCAGUGUGAGUGGGGAGUGCAGUGUGCUGGACCAUGUCCUGCUGGCUUUUAUUGCCCUGAAGGAACUGAGGAACCUUUAUCUUGUCCUGCCAACACUAUAAGAGAAACCCCUGGAGCAAGUGCUAUACAUAACUGUUUGCUUUGUCCUCCAAGACAAUGGUGCUUAGAGGGUGAACCCAUCCCACGCUUGUGUCCACCAGGCUAUUACUGUGAUGGCAUAGCUGAUUAUGAGUCUGAGGGGCGGCCCGGGCCCAGAAAAUGUCCCCCAUUCACAUACAGGCCCACAUCUGGGGCAGGGAGCAAGGGAGACUGUCUCACCUGCCCACCUGGCACUUUUUGUAACUCCACAGGGCUCACUGAUUUCUCAAGCUUCCUUUGCCCACCGGGUCAUUGGUGCAGUGGGACAGGUUUCCCAGUGCCCUGCCCUGCAGGCACUAUGAGGGCACAGGCCGGGGCAGCUGCUGUCAGCCAGUGUGAACUUUGCCCUCCUGGAACCUACUGCCCAGACCCUCGCACCACAGGCCAGCCUAAUACAGCAGGCAUCCCAUGCCGAGCUUCUUAUGAAUGUCCUGCAGGCUCAGUGACAGAGAUCCCUUGCAGAGCUGGUUCGUACUGUAGACCCCAGACAGGAGAGCCCAGACCGUGUCCUGCAGGAUACUACUGUCCUGAAGGAUCUGACACCUACAGCUCACCGAUGCAAGUAUGUACUUUUCCACAUUACUGUCCAGCCAACAGCUCUGCUAUGCUGUCCUGUCCGGACGGCUGGAUGCCGCUGAACACCAGUGGACUGAGGAAGUCCCAGGAGAGCAGCUGUGUGCUGUGUGGGGCCGGCACCUAUCGGCCUCGUUGGUCCACUCACCUCCAGUGCCUCCUCUGCCCUCCAGGAUAUCACUGCCCUCCGGGCUCACACCAUUACAGUGAUCAAUCCUGUCCAGUAGGGUACAUUUGUCCACAAGGCAGCUCUGAGCCUGUUCCCUGCCCGCCUGGAUCAUAUGGAAACCACACUAGUGCAGAAUCACUUGAGGAAUGUCACAAAUGCCCACCAGGCACCUUCAAUCACUUGUACGCUCAGAGAGCCUGUUUCCCCUGUGGGAGUUCUUCCACCUCAGAUGCAGGGGCGUCCUCUUGUACCUGCAUAGGCAAAAACCGUGCGUUUCAGCAGUCGGAUGGGUCAUGCUUGUGUAAGACCGGUUUUGUCUUCUACAAUCAAUUGGACUUAAAAAGCUUCACUGCAGAUAGUGAACUGGACUGUCAGCCUGAGGUAAAGAAGCGCUGUUGGGCAGGUCAAGUGAGGUUGGCCUCUACGCUGGAAUGUGUCGUCCCAUCCACCUACUCCUGUAAUGUUACGUGUGGACCUCAGGGAGGGACUUUGGAUGUAGGGAUGGGCAUUUGUCACUGUGAGAGGUACGUGUCAGUGGAGGAGCUGUGUAACUCUUCAUGCAUGUCCACACUACCGGUGCUCUCUGCCAGGCUGGAUACAGAGGGACAGCUGCUGUUGAGAAUUAAAGCCACAGAUGAAAACAAAACCUGGAGCAGGAAUAUGAGAGAUGUACUAGGACCUGAUGUUCACGUCAAGAACAUUGGAAGGAUCCACUUUGUCCAGUUUUCUCCCGAGGGAGUGUUUGGUUGGAUUUUAAAAGACCCUGUGCUCAUUGACUCUUUAAUGUCAGAACCAGUUGAAAUUCUAGAGAGAGAUUUCAGAGUGAGAAGACAUGCUGAUCAGAAUGAGGUUUCAGCGCCUCUUCCACGAAUUCCAAAUCCCAUAGCAUGUCUGUCCCCAAAUGACAUGCUCAUCUUUCAGCUCACGAUCAACCACAUUGACCGCCACCACAGUCACUUCCCAGUAUACCAGAAGGACCACCUGUUCAGCAGUAACCCAGGCUGGGAUUUUGGGUCCUUCAGACGUCUGCAGCAUCUCGUCAUACACACACAGCUAAAUUCCAGCAGAUUUGCACAUGUGUUCAUGGAGCCGGGAAAGUAUGUGUUCCUGGAUAACGCAGUGCCGGACUGGAGUCUGAUAGUAGUCGUGAGUGAGCAGGGCUCUGAGUGUAACCCCACAACAGCCUCGUUCCAGCCCACGACCCCUGCACAGCUAGUGCGACAUGGGAUUGUCAAACAACACAGCUUAAACCUGCUUCCAGACUGGGGGCUCAUCACAGGGAUCUUGUCUCUGCUGGUCUUGUUGAUACUACUGUUGACAGCCUCUGCUCUUGUCUUGAGGCCUAAUCGUUCCAACCUCAUCGCUCGAGGGAGGCCAAAGCCCAAGUGGCGCAGCUUGGGUGAACCCAGUGUUCCUAUCGAAUAUGUUUUUAAUACAGACGGUUUGGACGGCUCUGAGCCUCUAGGUCUGAGAGGGGUGGGAGAGGGGGCAGAAUCAGAGGAACUUGCUCUUUACAAAGGAGGUUUCAGAACUUCACUAAUGGACCUGGAGGAGUUCAAUGUGAAAACGCUGUAUGACAAGUUAGAGGAUCAGAACUUACAUCUGGCAUCCCAGCUGGCGAAGCAUCGCAAAGACACACAGGAGUUUUACAGGAACAUGUGUCAACAAAUUGAUGCUUUGAGGGACACACUAGAAAAUAUGGAACCCUCAAAACUGAACCAGUUGAAAAAAAUACUAGACAGUGAAGCUCUGAUGAAAAGAGAAACUGCUCAUGAGCCGUGGAUGGGGCUGAUGGAGGCUGUGCUGAGAUCUUUGGAGGGAGUGCUAUGCAGGAUGAAUGGGGAGGUCUGGCAGCAACAGGACAGCACAGCUAUAAAUAGCCACAGAGACAUCAGAGAGAGUGAACUUCCCACCAGAUACAUUCAGUUUUCCCCCUCAGACAUGCCCGAGUUUAAAGUGGGUGCUGAUACAGAGGCAGCUUCCUCAGAUCCAGGUCAACAGCAGAGCACCGUCCCCUGUGUGAGUGAAGAGGAACUGGCCAAGUUUGUGUCUCUGACGCCUCUCUCCAAAACACUGCAGGAGAUAAAGGAAUCUCUCCAGAUGCUUGUCCAAACGCCCAGGACUGAGGACGUAAUUAUCUGCCCAGCGGAGAGUGAACCAUCGCACCUGAUCCCUGUUGCCCUUGACAACCUUUCCCCCCAGCAUUUUGCAGUCUUCCUGUUUGGCUGCCAUGUUGCACGUCUGUUGAGCAGAGCUUGUGACUUCCCCCCUGUCAUGCUGCUGUUGGCCAGGACGGUGCCAGUCUCGCACUGUGAUAACCUGCUGGCCUACUGUCAUAAAGACUUCUAUUAUGACACAGCCAAUCAAAUUCUGUACAUACUGGAGAAGAAGCUUCAAAAUGCUGGCCAGUUCAUCUCCAUUCUCUUGCACUCUAUGGCCUAUAUAACCUCAGGUUCAAAAUCUCUCGACUUCAUAAAAGCCUUCCACUUGGCCAUAUCGGCGUUAAGCAUGCAGUUGUUUCAUCAAUCUUUCACCGAAGACCAUAGGAAAGGAAAGAUGGACAAGGAAAACACACCGGAGGGCUUUGGAACAUUAGUAGAGGACUUCUUCAGUGUAAAAAUACCUAUUGAAACCCAUUUUUCACAGAACCUGCUGGCUGAGAGACUUCAAGAAUAUAAGUACUUCAAGUUGGAACAGCUCCUGCAGGAACUAAAACCAACUCUGAAAGACAGGCAUGGAGAUGGACGAGGGCAAACUGGCCUAAAGACUCAAGUCCCAGUGCUGUGUGUGGAGAGAGAAAUAAGCAGACUUAAUGAAGUUUACCAGCAGCUCUCCUCUGAACUCCACAGGGUAAUGCUCAUACGUAGCCCACCGGAAACGACAGAGUCCAAGUUUGACAAACCUCUACAGGAGCAACAGAUAAUGCUGGAGCUGCAGAAGUGUCCGGUGGAUCAGAGGCUGAAGGAGAUGAGAGACAGACUAUCUAAACUGACUCCUAAUGAAGACAGAGCAGAUCACAGCAAAGUGCUCCCUCAGAAAGACAGCCAGACUCCCAGCAGACGUAAACCAGAGAAACAGACACCUGCCGCAGGGAAGUCCAGCAACAAGAAAAAGCAGAGCAAGCCCAUGGACAAAGAUGAGGAAAAGCGUGUGACUGCGUGAGGAGUAACGUUUUAAUUUCUAAUGUAACAAGUUACUAUACCAGCGACUAUCAGUUUGGACCUUUCAGAAGUGUGAGGUCGAUAAGAUUUUAUUAUAAAUGUUUUUGAAGGGAGCCUUCCACCAAGGCUGCAUUUAUUUAAUUCUGUUAAAUAUUUAA